Molecule: messenger RNA, 1349 nt
Organism: Salvelinus fontinalis (brook trout)
Lineage: Eukaryota; Metazoa; Chordata; Actinopteri; Salmoniformes; Salmonidae
Product: E3 ubiquitin-protein ligase RNF182-like
Exons: 2
Coding region: 392-1168 (258 amino acids)
Source: RefSeq, a predicted model, not a curated record
CACUGGAGUACUCAGACACUGGACCACUGGAGUACCCAGACACUGGACCACUGUAGUACUCAGACACUGGACCACUGGAGUCAGACACUGGACACACUGGACCACUGGAGUACUCAGACACUGGACCACUGUAGUACCCAGACACUGGACCACUGGAGUACUCAGCCACUGGACCACUGUAUACUCAGCCACUGGACCACUGUAGUACUCAGCCACUGGACCACUGGAGUACUCAGACACUGGACCACUGGAGUACACAGACACUGGACCACUGUAGUACUCAGACACUGGAGUACUGGAGUACACAGCCACUGGACCACUGUGGUAGUCAGACACUGGACUACUGGAGUACUCAGACAACGGACCUACUGCAGGGUAAGAGCAUGCGACCAUGAUGAGUGUUCCUCAGCCUGACCCGGAUGAGAUGCCCCACUCCACCAUCACCCCUGUCACCACCCCCACCCUGAGCCUGACCCCCAUCACAGACGAGCUGGAGUGUAAGAUCUGUUACCAGCGCUACAAUGUCCACAACCGCAGGCCCAAGAUCCUGGACUGCCUCCACCGGGUGUGUGCCCGCUGCCUCAACAAGAUCCUGGACAUGGGGGACGUAUUGGGCUGCAUUUCCUGCCCCUUCUGCCGACACGAAACAGAGGUCAGCGAAUACGAGGUGUCGGGCCUCCCCGACGACUCCAACGUCAUAUCCUGCCUGGCCGUCAGGGAUCAGUCCUGGAGCUCCGACCACAGCAAAGAGGUGACCCUCAACCCCAAGAGCCUGUCCUCCACCUCCCCCUCGCACCACUCCUCCAACUGCCUGGUGAUCACUAUCAUGGAGGUCCAAAGGGACACGGGGUCCGGGGGUCGUGACCUGGGCAGCUCAGACCACUACACAGGGCACAGCCUGGACUCCAUCUCUGUGGGCUCCAACGGGCCGGAGGUUCAGGAAGCCCUGUCCACGUUGUGUUCCCACGUCCCCAGGAUCCUGGUGUGGCUCCUGGGGUUGUUCUACUUCGGGUCCCUGCCCCUGGGCAUCUACCUGCUGGUGAUCCAGAGGGUGACGCUGGGCAUAGUAUGUGUGAGCCUGGUACCGUCCAGUCUGACUGUGUGUCUGGUCUAUGGGUUCUGCCAGUGUCUCUGUCAGGGCAUGUGUGACUGCUCGUCUCGGGGUUGACUGACUGACUCAACAGGGUCCUGGGGUUGGAGGGAGGGCAAAUACUGGACUGUUGGAGUCAACAUGGUGUCCUUUACUGUCCCGAUCUAACGACCAGCCGGGUUGGAGUCAACAUGGUGUCCUUUACUGUCCCGAUCUAACGACCAGCCGGGUUGGAGUCAACAUGGUGUCCUUUACUGUC